Molecule: messenger RNA, 501 nt
Organism: Rotaria sp. Silwood2
Lineage: Eukaryota; Metazoa; Rotifera; Eurotatoria; Philodinida; Philodinidae
Source: the annotation of a GenBank genome assembly
AUGAAUGCAUUUGAUUAUUUAAAAAUUUCUCAAUAUGAUAAUGACAAUCAAAAAGAUGUAGUUACUCAAUAUUGUAAACAGAAAUUAAUUCGUACAAGUUCAUUUGAUUUUCCUCUUCAUUUAUCAUGUAAAAUUAAUGAUGAUGACAAUAUUCGAAACUUAAUAGAACAAUAUUAUAAUAUACAUAAGAAUCUUUCGUUUUCAGAUUUAAUUAAUCAAGCAUUAAAUCAAUCAAUAAUUUCAAAUCAAAUUGUUUAUACUUAUACACAAAUAUAUGACAAAAUUGAAUAUAUAAACAAUAAUAAUCUUGUCGUUGAAGUUAAACCAGGUCAUUUUAAGAGUGACUUUGAAUUAAGAAGAGUAAUUAAGGAACAUUAUCGAUCAAUUAAUACUCGUCUAUUACUUAUACGUGUUGAUUAUCAUGAAGAACAUAAACAUGUUCUCUUUCUCAAACAUCUCGUAGCAAACGAGAGAAUACCAACUAGUGAUAAUGGAGUAUAG